AUGGUGGGCAAUAGCAACAGCUCGUCAAACGGCUGGGCUGGGACAAGGAGCCUGAAGAAGGAGGAUACAGAAUUUUAUCCCAGAAUGAGGCUGGGGGAAGCCAACAUUAACUGGGUGAAAAUGGUUAGGCAGCUUCUGCUUUUGAAAUGGCACAAAAAAGGAGCUUGGACAUACUUACACCAACGUCUCUUCAGCCCUCCCCAUUCCAGGCAUACCUCUUCUGUUUCUUAAGAUUGGUUGGUUUGCUUCUGGAGCUUUCAGCUGAAAUCUGAUGUUUCAAGCUAUGGAAAGGAAAUGUCACCAACUGAAUGUGAGCAUGAGGAGUGCAACAGGCAAAUGCUUCAAAACUCAAUAUUUGAACUGAGAAACACAGUAACAGAACUGGAAAAAAGACUUAGCAGUGUUGAAGAUGAAGGUAAUGAAUGGAAAACCAGAUAUGAGACACAAGUAGAAUUAAACAAACAGCUGGAAAGGCAAAUUAAUAUUCUUCAUGAGAAGAUGGAGCUUAUUCAUGGCAAUCCAUCAGAUAAACUGUCCAUUGUUCGCACCUUUGAUCAAAUGCCUGUGAGUUCCUUGAAGGAGGUUCUUAAACAACUAGAAGAAGAGAAGAAAAGUUUCCAGAAUCAGCUAAAAGACUAUGAACUUAGACUGGAACAAGAAGCAAAGGCUUACCACAAAGCUAAUGAUGAGCGGCACAUGUACCUCUCAGAGAUCUUACAGACCUCAGCUAAACUUAAAACUGUUGAAAGGCAAAAACCAGAUGCUCUGACAAGCAAGGGAGAAAACCAGAUACUGAGAGGGAGAUACCGUGUCCCAGGAAACCCGAAGAUGGUUAAUCCUCAAAAAGGGCUGAUUAAAAAGACUGCAGGAGUGAAGCAGCUUCCAGAACUAAAGCACUGA
Pterocles gutturalis (yellow-throated sandgrouse) is the source of this 900-nucleotide messenger RNA. RefSeq names its product coiled-coil domain-containing protein 169-like. The record is from RefSeq and is a predicted model, not a curated record. Lineage: Eukaryota; Metazoa; Chordata; Aves; Pterocliformes; Pteroclidae. The transcript is spliced from 10 exons.